Aspergillus ruber CBS 135680 is the source of this 1353-nucleotide messenger RNA. Its product is annotated as DUF2461 domain-containing protein. NCBI's taxonomy places the organism in Eukaryota, Fungi, Ascomycota, Eurotiomycetes, Eurotiales, Aspergillaceae. The transcript is spliced from 8 exons. The coding region runs from base 1 to 1353 and encodes 450 amino acids. The record is from RefSeq and is a predicted model, not a curated record.
AUGCCUCGACGAUCGUCUCGGGCCGUUCCCGCGUCAGCGGCAGCUCCAGCGCCGGCACCAAAAAGGCGCGCGCCUGACACAUUCUCCGCCGAAAAGACGGAGUCCAAAAGGCCAAAAUACAUUUCCAAUUCGACUACCGCCGACACAAAGUCGGUCAAAACCACCGCCAAAAAGAGCAAAUACUUCAAACAAGAGUCUUCCGAAAACGAAGCUUCUGAAUCUAAGCACGGAUCUGAGCGGGAGGGCUCUGUGUAUGGGUCCGCCCACGAAGAUAGUCAGGAUGUUUCGGAGAUGUCGGGGUUGAAACUCUCCGGCGCUACUUCCACAGACGCUGGAGCGAAGGAGAAUCAGUUGGGUAUGCAAGCCGAAGGAGAGCAGACAAAGGUUCAAGAUCGCAAGUCAAGCACCAAGAACGACGAGGAUGAGCGCAGCGAUGUCGAAGAUGACGCGGUGGCAUCAUUGGUGGACAAGGAGCUGUGGAGGGAAGGCGUCAAGACGGGUCUGGGUCCUGGCAAAGAGGUUUUCAUCAAGAAGCCCAAGGCCAGGGAUGCGGGAGAUGUGCCGUAUCAGGAUCACACCGUGCAUCCUAAUACAAUGCUCUUCUUGGAAGACCUUGAAAAGAACAACGAAAGAGCGUGGCUCAAAGCACAUGAUCCCGAUUUUCGGGCUGCGAAGAAAGAUUGGGAAUCUUUCGUUGAGAGUCUCACUGAGAAGUUAAUUGAGCGGGAUAGCACAAUCCCUGAACUACCAGCUAAGGACUUGAUUUUCCGCAUACACAGAGAUGUUCGGUUCAGCAAGAAUCCUACUCCGUAUAAGACGCAUUUUUCAGCUGCCUGGUCUCGUACGGGUAAGAAAGGACCUUACGCUGCCUACUAUGUUCAUAUGCAGCCCGGUUCCUGCUUUGUUGGAUCCGGACUUUGGAAUCCCGAGGCGAAUGCCCUCGCAGUCCUUCGUGAGGACAUUGACCAAAACUCAUCCCGUCUGAAGGCUGUGCUGAAAGAGCCCGAGAUGCGGCGCGAAAUCCUCAAUGGAAUACCCGACGACGAAAAGGAAGCUGUGAAAACAUUUGUCGACCACAACAAGGAGAGUGCCCUUAAGGUCAAGCCUAAGGGCUACGAUGCUGAUAAUGAGAAUAUUCAGCUGCUCCGUUUGCGCAGCUUCACCAUCGGGAGACCUCUUUCCGACUCAGAAUUCAUGGAUGCCAAUGUGCAGGAGAGAAUCGCGGCUCUCAUUGGCAUCAUGGAACCCUUUGUGACGUAUCUCAAUAGCGUCGUCAUGCCCGAUCCGGUGGGCGAGGAGGAGCCCAGCUCUGAAUCGGAAGAAGAGUCCUCAAACGAAAACGAAAGCAGUUGA